AUGACCCAGGCCUUGCCGACUAUCACGCCAGUUUAUGCUGGAUUAAAUGGCUCCAGAUCACAGAUUCGCUUCAUUCACCUGCUCCCGGGCUCUUUCAAUGAGGCUAUUCGCUGUAAUUUGGAAACAAUAACGCUUUCUAUGGACACCACCCUGCCUUUCGAGGCACUAUCAUAUGUGUGGGGAAACGACGAACCCCGCAAAUUCAUAUUGCUCAACGGCCAACCCUGGCCAGUUGGAAGAAACCUGGCACAUAUCCUGCGAAGGUUGAGAUAUGAGGACAGGGCAAGAUCGCUAUGGGUUGAUGAAGUCUGUAUCAAUCAAGACGACGUUGAUGAAAAAUUCCAUCAAGUAAGGUUGUUAGCCAAGGUUUACAAGCAAAGUGCACGUUGCUUGAUCUGGCUGGGCAACGUUGAUGAGGGAUCCGAG
Messenger RNA from Cryphonectria parasitica EP155, 426 nucleotides. RefSeq names its product HET-domain-containing protein. The transcript has a single exon. Lineage: Eukaryota; Fungi; Ascomycota; Sordariomycetes; Diaporthales; Cryphonectriaceae. The record is from RefSeq and is a predicted model, not a curated record. The annotation marks the transcript as partial.